Rhodotorula graminis WP1 is the source of this 2427-nucleotide messenger RNA. RefSeq lists its product as uncharacterized. Lineage: Eukaryota; Fungi; Basidiomycota; Microbotryomycetes; Sporidiobolales; Sporidiobolaceae. The record is from RefSeq and is a predicted model, not a curated record. Gene Ontology annotation, molecular function: protein binding. Bases 1 to 2364 code for a protein of 787 amino acids. The transcript has 6 exons.
AUGACCAAGGUCCGCCGCAAAGGCGCCAGCGCGACCGACUACAGCCCGCGCGGCCUCAUCGAGUGGUUCUCCCGACUCGACCUCGAGUACACCACGGGCGACGAGUACGACGAGUACGACGACAACGAUAUCGACCGCACGAGGGCCUCUAUUCUACCGCCGUUGAGCGAUCUCAAGCCGAUUCGCCUCGCCGAGAUGGACACGACCAAGAAGUACUCGGGCCGCUACUUGCUGUGCCGCGCAAAGGGAGCACCCUUCCUGCGGUACGGGCUCGCCUUCCCUGCCGAGGACCAGGACGGCCACCUCUUCAUCGUCUACGCGCGCAACUAUCCCCUGUACGGCGUCAAGCAGACCGACCUCGACAAGCUCUUCUUUCCCGGCACCGGCCUCCUCAUUCGCGAGCCCGCCUUCACGUUGUCGACGACCGAGGGCAUGCCGAGCGACGUCCGCGUCUCGUCGCCGACCGACAUGGAGCCGGGCUACGACCCGUACGCCGCCGGUCAAGCCUACUUGGACGCCGAACAGCCGUACCUCGCCGUCCAAGCCUUCACCGAGGCCAUCGCGCGUGCCGAGACGCAGCAGGACACCGUCCGCGUCACGCUCAAGCGCGCGCACGCCAACCUUAAGGCCGGUCGGCCUGCGGCCGCCUACCACGACACGUCCAUCGUCCUCAUGUACCUCGACAUGGGCGUCCCCGUCGCGCUCGGUGACCGCUCGGUCGCCCUCACGACCCGCCUAAACGCCCUGUCCGCGGCGGGCCUGCACGAUCUCGCCGAGCUCGUUCGAGACGACCUGUUCUCGCUGCACGAGGACGAGGUGACAAGACUCGACGGCAUCGACGAGGCGUUGGGCAAGUUCAUCCGUUCGGGCGACGACUCGCACCUCAAAGGGACGACCGUGGAAGGUCAAAUCGCCGCUUACAAGAUGUACGGGCGCAUCGAGGGUGCUCGCAGGCGGCAGCAGCACGCUCAAGAGUGCAAGAAGGCGAGCGAGUCGGGCGACUACAACCUGUUCCCGUUCGAGCAGGGGCCGAGCCCACCGCUCAAGCCGCCGUGCGACCGCCUCAAAUUGCGCGACUACGUCGGCCCGAUCCGCGUCGCGCAGCUCAAGAAGCGCACCGGCGGUCGAGGCGUCAUCGCCACGCGCGACAUCAAGCCCGGCGAGCUCCUCCUCGUCGAAAAGGCGUUCGCCGUCGCCGACUUUGGCACGCUCCACGACCUGUCGAUCGACGCGCAGGCCGACCAGAUCCCGCACCGACCCAAGCACGCGCUCGCCGCCGAGGUCGCCGCUCGCGUCCUGGACGACCCGUCGACGCUGUCCGUCCUCGAGUCGCUGUUCGACGGUCGCGGUUCGCCUGAGCGGCCGCUCGUGUUCGGCGCCCUGUCGAAGCGCAGCAUCCCCAAGUACGCCUCGGCGCCGAUCAGCCUCGACAUGGACUGGGUCGAGCGCAUCUGCCGGUUCAACGGGUUCAACUUUCCGCCGUCGUGCUUGCCCGAGCUCGACUCGCCCAACCUCGGCGCGCCGGGCUGGCGUACCUGGUCGGCCCUGUUCCUCAACGGCUCUGCGUUCAACCACUCGUGCCUGCCCAACACGUACCACAAGACCGUCGGCGACCUCCUCGUCGUGCGCGCUCGCGUGCCCGUCAAGAAGGGCAAGGAGGUCUACGUCUCGUACGCGCCGAUCGACAGGACGCCGUCGCACGAGAUCUGGGACGUCCUCGACCGGCACUUUGGGGACAACGGCUGUCCGUGCGCCUACUGCGUCGAGACCAAGGACGACGACAACAACGUGCUCGAGCAUCGCCAAAACGCCCUCGACCAGUUUGAUGAGGCCUUUGACGACUUCUUCGCUCCCCGCGAGUCGACGCCCGAGGCGUGCGCCGAGCAGUACGCCCACAUGAGCACCAUCGUGGCCGACAUCUGCAGCACGUACAUGGGCGACUGCAACGUCAAGCCCGAGCUCGUCGAACCGUACGCCAAGCUCGUCGAGGUCGCGAGCGGCGACCGUCGUUCCACCGACACGGUCUUGCACGGCCCUAUGGCCGUGGCCUGGUCCAACGCCGUCGCCGCCGCCGGUGGAGCGUGCGACUUGAGCGGCGACGUGUGCGAGUUCGACCCGGCGCCGCUGUGCUGGACCGAGACGAUCGUCGAGUCGACGUUCGAGUACGCGCAAGCGUGCAUCGAGGAGGGCUCGCCGGCCGCGUCUGCGCGAGCUUUGCACCUCUUGACGAUCUUGGCGAACCUGUCGCGCGUCGAGCAUGGCGACAACCUCGAGCACUUCUGGCGACGCUGGCGCACGAACCUCUCCGAGUUCGAGGAGUUCAAGGAGCGACUCGUCGAGGGCAUGGCCGAGGGCGACAAGUAGACUCUCUCUGUGUAGCUCGUCCGCAGUUGUAUCAUCGCAUGUAUCUCGUCAUGUCCGGCUCGC